UGUCUGUCCUUGCCAGGGUUCAUCAUGAUAGAGAAGUCUCUGCUGCUUCUGCAUCUCCUGCUGCAGCUUUCUCCUGCAGGAACCACUGAAAGUAGUAUCAUCGGAGGGAAGAAGGCCAAGCCCCACUCCAGGCCCUACAUGGUCUCUCUCCAGGUAGACGGUUCUCAUACCUGUGGGGGCUUUCUCGUCCGAGAGGACUUUGUCCUUACUGCUGCCCACUGUUUCAGUAGAUCUCUGACAGCAGUUCUAGGAGCUGAAAACCUAAAGAAGACGGAAAAGAAAUUUCAACAGAAGAUUCCAGUGAAAAAAUAUUACAAGCAUCAAAUCAACCAGAAAUCUAAAUUUGAUUUUGAUAUCAUGCUUUUGAAGCUGCAGCGCAAUGCCACUAUUAACAAGAAUGUCAAAGUCAUACCCCUGCCGAAGAAAGGGGAAACCGUGCCAGAAAACACCAAGUGCCUGAUGUCUGGAUGGGGGAGGAAAAAGCCUGACGGACCAGCACAAGACUUUCUGCAGGAGGUGGUGCUCAGCGUCCUGAGCAAUAAGAAUUGCAAGAAGGUUUGGCAGGAAAACUUUGUUGGAAACAGAAUGAUGUGCACGCGUUAUGACGGCAAGGGAAUCUGUGAGGGAGACUCUGGAGGACCUCUCAUUUGUAACAACAAGCCUCAUGGGAUAGCUUCCUUCAUGUCAACGCCCUGCAACGAAGCAUAUCCAAACGUGUACAUGAAAGUGUCAUACUUUAUUCCCUGGAUAGAGGAAACAAUGAGCAACUGAUAAAACAAGUGCCUAAUUUUUUUUAGAUUUAGAAUUUUAGACUUUUGUUAAAAGUUGUUUUUUUUUUUGCAAUCAAAAUCAUUUUCUAUUUUUCUUGUGAUUACUUUCUGAAAGUGUCUGCAGGGAAUAGGAUUUUAGAAGUUACUUUUGCUUAGUAGAUUGUUGUUUAUUAGUAAUAAAAGGAAAACCCAAAUUAAUCACAAAAUAAAAAAGUAAUAAAAAAGAAAUCCUCUUC
This is a messenger RNA of Anguilla anguilla (European eel), 1006 nucleotides long. Its product is annotated as cathepsin G-like. The coding region runs from base 25 to 771 and encodes 248 amino acids. NCBI's taxonomy places the organism in Eukaryota, Metazoa, Chordata, Actinopteri, Anguilliformes, Anguillidae. The record is from RefSeq and is a predicted model, not a curated record. The transcript has 5 exons. Gene Ontology annotation, molecular function: serine-type endopeptidase activity. Gene Ontology annotation, biological process: proteolysis.